UGCUAUCAUAAAAUGGCGGAGUCUGAGGAGGAGGUAGACGUCCUGGUCCAGAGAGUAGUCAAAGACAUUAACAACGCCCUGAAGAGGAACCCGAACAUAGAUGAGAUUGGUCUGAUCCAGGUUCCAGAGGCCCGCUACAACCGCAGCCCCAUCGUCCUGGUGGAUAACAAGCUUGGCGUGGAGAGUUGGUGCGUCAAGUUCCUGCUGCCGUACGUCCACAACAAGCUGCUGCUCUACCGCCAGCGCAGACACUGGCUGGACAGGGAAGCUCUCCUGGACAUCACCUGCACUCUGCUGCUGCUGAAUCCCGACUUCACCACAGCGUGGAAUGUCAGGAAGGAGCUGCUGUUGUGUGGGGCUCUCCACCCUGAUCAGGACCUUUAUCUGGGAAAGCUGGCCCUCACCAAAUUCCCCAAGAGUCCGGAGACGUGGAUUCACAGACGCUGGGUGCUGAAGCAGAUCAUGCGCCACUUUUCCUUUCUGUGUCACAACAAGACUCAGGAAGGUGAGGCAGAGCAGGUGGAUCCAGACAGGAACCAGAGCGAGCAUCUUGCCCGGGCGGUCCACCAGGAGAUGAAGGUGUGUUCCGAUGCCGCCGACAGAUAUCCCAGCAACUACAACGCCUGGUCCCACCGUAUCUGGGUGCUUCAGCACAUGGCCAAAGGCAACGCCAAGGUUUUCCAUGAUGAGCUGUCCUCCAUGCGUCUCUGGGUGUCCAUGCAUGUGUCUGACCACAGUGGUUUCCACUACCGCCAGUUCUUGUUGAAGGAGCUGAUGACCGAGCGGAGCCAGACGUCCACAUCUAGUCCAUCCCAGCAGUGGGAUCCUGAUGCUGGUCUGCAGACCAAUGGUUUGCUCCCAGGAGCCGAGGUGGCCUCUGAGGAGACGGUCCUGCAGCUCUUCUACCAGGAGAUGGAGCUGUGCUCAGACCUGAUCCAGUCCUUCCCUGGACAUGAAACACUCUGGAGUCACAGGCGCCAUGUCUUCUAUCUGUGGCACCAGUUGAAGGAGCACCAUCAUGGCCGCUGCAGCGAUGGCGUGACAGAUGCUGGCCUUCAGAGACCUGAUAGCCCGGGUCGCGGCGUGGACACACAGAUGGAGGUAGACCGGAGGUCUAUGGCGGAUCCCCACGACAGCAAGCGACUGAGGCGAGGUGUCCCGCUACCCCCCCGCGCCCCCACCUUACAAAUUGAGCACAUGUUCAUCAGCAGCAUCCUGGACAGCAGCUGUUACCCCGAACAGAGGAGCUUCGCCGUGGCCUACAGGAAGUGGUUGGACACGGUGGUCGCCAUGCAGUCCUGAGAAAAGCUGUAGCUCCGCCCCCUCCACUGAUGAUGCCUUUAGAUACAGAUAUAGGGUCAGCUCGGCGGCUGCAGAGACAUUGACAUGGACCUAAGAUUCAGGAUUUCCUUUGACCAACGACUACAGGACCCUCCAGAUGUUUGGAUCCAGACCCGCCGACUCCUUACAAGUCACAGAUACCACUAACACCACGGGUUCGAUUCCAGAUUGUCUUCUUAUUUCAGGUCUCUCAAUGCCUUAGGUCACAGUCCCAGACCAGAUUCGUUCGUUAUUUCCUGUGUGUGGAAGUAAGUCAGAAGAGAAGCAACAGGGUCCGUCAGCUCCGAGGAGGGAGCCUGUUCCGUCGGAUCCGAGGAGGGAGUCGGAUCCGAGGAGGGAGCCGGUUCCGUCGGAUCCGAGGAGGGAGCCGGUUCAGUCGGAUCCGAAGAAGGAGCCGAUUCAGUCGGAUCUGAAGAGGGAGCCGGUUCAGUCGGAUCCGAAGAAGGAGCCGAUUCAGUCGGAUCUGAAGAGGGAGCGUUGGCUCCGAGGAGGGAGCCGGUUCAGUCGGAUCCGAAGAGGGAGCCGUCGGCUCCGAGGAGGGAGCCUGUUCAGUCGGAUCCGAGGAGGGAGCCGUCGGCUCCGAGGAGGAAGCUGGUUCCGUCGGAUCCGAGGAGGGAGCCGGGCCCGUCGGGUCCGAGGAGGGAGCCGGGCCCGUCGGAUCCGAGGGGACAGCAUUUGGAUCUGAGUCUGUUGCAUGAAGAGAAACUGAAAGAUUCUCAUGAGUUCACUGAUCCUCUGAGCCCCUUCAGACCUGAUGGUCUCUGUUUCUGAAUGGAGAUGAAGAUGAGACACUUGUUCAUAUUUAAUAAACACAGAAAGUUUAACCUCUGA
This is a messenger RNA of Melanotaenia boesemani (Boeseman's rainbowfish), 2172 nucleotides long. It is a transcript of the gene ptar1, whose product is annotated as protein prenyltransferase alpha subunit repeat containing 1. The record is from RefSeq and is a predicted model, not a curated record. NCBI's taxonomy places the organism in Eukaryota, Metazoa, Chordata, Actinopteri, Atheriniformes, Melanotaeniidae. Gene Ontology annotation, molecular function: protein prenyltransferase activity. Gene Ontology annotation, biological process: protein prenylation. The coding region runs from base 13 to 1302 and encodes 429 amino acids. The transcript is spliced from 7 exons. Gene Ontology annotation, cellular component: cytoplasm.